GCCCACAAAGACCCCCGGCUCCUGCAGAUCACAUGCUCAAUUGAUGCGGCACGAGUUCGAUUCUCACAGUGCAUUUUAUUUAACUGGUUGCAUAUAUUAUUGUGCGGCGUCCCUAGUUAUUGUGUAGCGUUCCGGGGAGUUAUGGGUGCGUAUUUUUCAAUUGAAUGGUCUUUGGUUCAAGGCUGAGGCUCACUGAUACCUAUUAUAAACAUCUUUUUCUUGCUCACGGCCCCCAUCUCCUAAUGAUGAUAUUCGGGCUUGGGACUUUGAUGAUGAAGGUGGAACUGGAGAUUCUAUUUCUCCAAGGAGCGCAAAGCAAACCUUAAGCGCUGCUUCGAAGCACUUUGAAUGGUAUGGCACCUGGCCUGGCUAAGGCUCUGGAGCCUGCUUUAUCCUUGAUUGAGCAAGCAGGUAGCCACAUUCACAUUCACAAAGAGAAAAGGAAAAGUCAAUGCAUUUAUAAAGAUACAAAUAUCUAUACAAUGUUCAUGGAUUGAACAUAUUUAUCCCGCUUGUUUGAGGUGCGCGCCACGCGGCCUGAAUCGAACCCGCCGCCGAUCAAUGUGGCACGUGAUCUGCAGGAGCCGGGGGUCUUUGUAGGCCUGUCCAGCGGGUGGACCCGAGUGAGAGCGGUUGGUGCAAUGCGCAUCGCGGCAAUGGAGCGAGCACGCAGCCGAUUCACCCUCUGGCUCGCGACAAGGAAGCCCUCGCAUCACUAGGGACGGUCCAAGCCCAAGCGCUAAUCAGAGGCUGGGUC
Messenger RNA from Mycena citricolor, 757 nucleotides. The record is from the annotation of a GenBank genome assembly. Lineage: Eukaryota; Fungi; Basidiomycota; Agaricomycetes; Agaricales; Mycenaceae.